UAAGACGUCUCUUGGAUUUAAUUUUUCGCCUUGAACGCGGGAGAAAAAAAAACAAUUUUUAAUUUUGAGCAAUUUACAAAGUAAUUAAAUACCGUCGACGGUUGCGUAGCCGAAAAAAAAAUAUUUGAUAUUUUUAACAAAAAGAAAUAGAAGAAGAAGAAAUUUCUUACAUCAUCACACCGCCAAGGGCACCCAGAAACGUAUGAAUCGCAAUUUGGGCAAGCAGAUCAGCAUACCGGAGUGGUAUGCUGACAAAAAUAUUUUUAUUUCCGGCGCCACGGGCUUCCUCGGAAAAAUUCUCGUUGAGAAACUUCUGCGCGAUUGUCCGGAUUUGUGUGCGUUAUAUUUGAUGGUUCGCGCAAAACGGGGUCAAACACCCGAGGAUCGUCGCAAAGAUUACAUCAACCAUUUGGUCUUCAAGGAGUUGCGGGAAACGAUGCCGCGUCAACUGGACAAAAUUAAGUUUGUGCAAGGCGAUGUGCUGGAAGAAGAGCUCGGAAUUUGCGAAAAUGAUCGAAAUAUGUUGCACGAAAAGAUCGACAUUGUCUUCCAUUGUGCCGCAAAUGUGCGUUUUGAUCAGCCGUUGAAGGGCGCCGUGCAAUUUAACACAUUGGGCACGUACAAAAUGUUGCAAUUGGCAGAAAAUAUGAAGAAAUUGCAAGCGUUCGUGCAUGUUGGCACGACUUAUUGUCAGUGUAACGAAGAAGUUCUCGAGGAAAGACGAUAUCCGGCGAAACAUCACCCAUUGGGAGUCGCUCAAAUGUGCAAUAUGUUGGGCGAGGACAUGAUUGAGGAAAUUACUCCAAAACUCCUGAAUGGACUGCCAAACACUUACGCUUACACAAAAGGUCUCACUGAGGAGUUAUUGUGGGACUACAGAGACAAAUUUCCCAUUGCUGUUGCCAGACCUUCAAUCGUGUUUGCUGCCUUGAAAAAACCCAUUCCCGGAUGGAUUGAAGGCAUGAACGGACCAACUGGAUUAGCUAUUGGAGCAGCUCGUGGCGUUAUUCGUACCAUGCAUUGCAAUCCAGACUACAAUAUUGAUGCAAUUCCUGUUGAUGUGACAAUUAACGGCAUUAUUGCCAUCGCAUGGCAACGUGGAAUGAGAGCCGAUAAGGAUAUUUUUUAUGUAAAUCUCACAGAACGCUCAAAUUUCCUCACCUGGGGCGAAAGUUUGGACAUUGGACGUGAAAAUUUCUUCGAAUAUCCCCUCACUUUUGCAUUGUGGUAUCCCGAUGGAUCGCUCAAGUCAAAUUAUUAUCAUCAUUUGUUGUGUGUCAUCUUUUUCCAUUACUUGCCAGCACUCUUGAUCGAUGGUCUCUUGAUCGUUUUGCGGAAGAAACCAUUCAUGUGGCGCGUACAGAAAAAAGUCUCAAACGGCUUGAAGGUCCUGCAAUAUUACACAACGAAGCCAUGGGUGUUCAAGACAGACAAUUACGCGGCGCUGGAAGAGAGUUUGUGUGAGUCUGACAAGGAGAAAUUUUACAUGGAUACGUCAACGAUGGAUUGGCGACCAUACUUGUUGGAAUACACAAAAUGUACCAGAACGUAUAUUCUGAAUGAGCCUCCAGAAACGUUGCCAAAAGCAAGGGCUAAUCUGAAAAGACUGUACUAUCUUGAUCGAUUUGUCCAAUUGUGCGUUUAUGGUUUCAUCUUAUACUUGCUAUGGUCUUACAUGGAUUGCUUUGUAAACGUCUUUGAGUACACAAAGAAUGCAAUUUUUAAAUGAACUGCCAGUCAAUUUAAUUUUUUGAGUGUUUUAUAUUUUUUUUUGUAAUAUUUUUUGUUUGAGUUAAUA
Molecule: messenger RNA, 1798 nt
Organism: Culicoides brevitarsis
Lineage: Eukaryota; Metazoa; Arthropoda; Insecta; Diptera; Ceratopogonidae
Product: putative fatty acyl-CoA reductase CG5065
Exons: 9
Coding region: 203-1729 (508 amino acids)
Biological process (GO): long-chain fatty-acyl-CoA metabolic process
Cellular component (GO): peroxisome
Molecular function (GO): alcohol-forming very long-chain fatty acyl-CoA reductase (NADP+) activity
Source: RefSeq, a predicted model, not a curated record